AUGCCAAAGACGGCUGUGUUCAUCAGUCUACUGUUUACCAUGUCAGUUGUGAGUGGGCAAAUGCGCUGGUGCGAUUAUAUGGCAGCGAUCGGGCAGAAGGCGGAAGAAUGCGAGCCUGACUCGAAAAGUUUGGAGAUUCAACGACAGGUCGAGAUGAGUAGGUUUUUUUUGCAAAAGUAGGAUACAGCAUGACUAUGGUACAUGCCUAAGGUUAAGACUAGGUUUAACAAAAGUACAAGGGCUACACAUGGGGAACGGUCAGGACCUGAGCGUUAGGUCCGACCCGAUCUAAAUUCGGGUCAAGGUCCGCCCGGCCUGAUGGUUGAUUUAGCCUGUUCCCCAUGUCUAGCUGGGGCUUGGGCUAAAGCUAAGAAAGUAAAAAGAGCUAGGUUAUGUGCUAGGGCUGGGGUUAGGAUUAUUGCUAAAGCUAGUGAUCUGGGCUAGGGCUAAAGCUAAAGUUAGAACUAGGGCUUUGAGCUAGGGCUCUGGGCUAACGCUCUGAGCUAGGGCUCUAGGCUAGGGCUCUGGGCUAGGGCUCUAGGCUAGGGCUCUAGGCUGGAGAUUGAACUAGUCCUCGGGCUAUUAAUUUCUGAAAAAUUUCAGAAAUCCCAUACCCAGACUACCCCUUAUGCACAGGCCAUUAUGGGUAUUGUUACAAAUCAGAGGAAUGUGAAAGUGGGUUAGUAUGUAAACAGACUUUUACUGAACGAAAAUGCUGCACCUCACCGUACAGUCAAUGUCCUACGGUUGAUGAACUUGGUUACACUUGCUUGAAACAUCAUCCUACUAAUUGGUAAGUUGGUACUAGUGAUCUAAAAUAUGUUUUUUAAAUUUAAAUUUUUUAAAAUUUUUAGUAUCAUUGGUACCAGUGGUACCAAAAAGUGUACCACACAUAUAUUUUCUAAAAUACGUUAAAAGUGCAUUAUUAAUGUCAUAAAUUUUAAAAAUAUUACAAUUUUUACAAGUGGUACCAUUAGUACCAGUGAUACCAAAAAGUGUACCAAAAAUAUUUUUUGUAAAGUACGCAAAAAGUGCCUUUUUAAAGGUACAUGACAUCAAAAUAACAUUUAUUUUUCUACGAGCGGUACCAUUAGUAUCAGUGGUACCAAAAAAGUUUAAACACAAAUUUCUGAUUUUUUUCCCGAAUCUUUCUUUACUACUACUAAGACCUUUGUUUUAUGCCAUUUUCGACAGUAUGUUAUAACACUUCAGGUGCCUACGCGACGACGAUUGCGACACAACCCGUUCCAACCGCUACCUCUGCUGCCCGACCGGCUGCAACUACAACGUGUGCAUCCGAACCCGCAACCGAAGCCCCAACCAUCUGGCCGAACAGAUCAGCCUGAUGCAGGCGGCGAACAACGGAAUCGGUAGGUCUGAAAUACCGUACCCGCGACGCAAAGACCCCCUUAUCGUACCGCACGCGGCCCCAUCAUGGCAACAGAACAGCGUCGUCUGGAACUACGAGCUCGAGCGUUUGGUACACAAACGAAAAAAGGUAUUCGAAAUGUGGUCCGCACGGGCGUGCUGUGCUUGUUUGUUGUGGUGGGGUGUGCGGUAGGGGGAUAGUGUUUGAAGAAAGGCAAGGCGGGGGGAGUUUUACUUUGUGAUAGCGGGAGGGUGGUAUAAUACCCAAGAUUGAAUAAUUUUUUUUUCAAAAAAGUGGGACAAAGUUGAUAACUUUGGCUAUGGCAAAUUUUUUAAAAACAGAGCAGCCCGAGCCUAGCUCUAGUUUUAGCCCUAGCUUUAGCCCUAGCCCUAGCCCUGGCCCUAGCCCUAGCCCUAGCCCUAGCCCUAGCCCUAGCCCUAGCCCUAGCCCUAGCCCUAGCCCUAGCCCUAGCCCUAGCCCUAGCCCUAGCCCUAGCCUUAGCCCUAGCCCUAGCCCUAGCCCUAGUCCUAGCCCUAGUCCUAGCCCUAGCCCUAGUCCUAGCCCUAGCCCCGAGCCCUAGUCCAAAGCCCUAA
Bursaphelenchus okinawaensis is the source of this 1962-nucleotide messenger RNA. NCBI's taxonomy places the organism in Eukaryota, Metazoa, Nematoda, Chromadorea, Rhabditida, Aphelenchoididae. The record is from the annotation of a GenBank genome assembly.